Molecule: messenger RNA, 282 nt
Organism: Cylindrotheca closterium
Lineage: Eukaryota; Bacillariophyta; Bacillariophyceae; Bacillariales; Bacillariaceae
Source: the annotation of a GenBank genome assembly
AUGAUAUCACGGUCAAAGCAAUUCCGAGUCACCCUCGAACAAAUCAGAAUCUAUAAAAAGCAACCAAAAUUUCGCUCAAAUCCAUGUUCAGAUAAGCUCAUGAAGCUUGUAAAUGCUCUUGAAGCAUCACAGGGUAAGAUGAAUGGCCCGGUAUACAAAUAUGUCAAGGAUGUGGAGGAAUGUUUCAACAAGGCUAAGGUGGAGGAACGAAAAUCGGGUCAAGCUGGUACAUUGUACUACCUUUCACAAUACCUGGACGUGAACAAGUUCAAAAAGAAAUAA